Molecule: messenger RNA, 1022 nt
Organism: Prorocentrum cordatum
Lineage: Eukaryota; Dinophyceae; Prorocentrales; Prorocentraceae
Source: the annotation of a GenBank genome assembly
GGCUGGCUGGCCUCCAUGGGCGUCGAGGCCAGCAGGUUGGCUGAGUACGACACAACGCCCCUGUCAUCUGAGGGUGCCCGGAUCUUCCGCGCCGACGCCAACAGAACCUUCAGGAGUGAGCCGAACCGCGUGCUCAUGAUCAAGUUGUUGUUCUUUGCGCAAACAAAGUUUGGUGCCGUGCAGUCGAUGGGCUACGUCGCGGGCCUGUUGCUGCUCUUCUUCGACCCCCCCACGGUGUUCAAGGUGCUGACUGUGUUGAACGACAGUCCCAAGUAUCUGGAAGGGUAUUGGCGCGGUGAGGCAACGGCCUGCGCCGUCGAUGGCUACGUGUGCUUGAAGCUCUUGAAGCCGACUAUUAGGGACAGGCGCGCACGGACGUGCGGGCUUUUGUGCAGAAGUGGUUCGCUGGAAUCUGCAUCCACCACCUGCCGUACCGGCUGCUCUUCCCAUUUUUGGAUCGUUUCUUCGCCCAGGGCAACUGCUAUUUAUUCCAGUUCUUCCUCUCGUUCUUCGCUGAAUUUGAGGACGACAUCAUGAAUGCGGCGUCAAACCCGGAGGCGAACGCUCUCAUUCGCUUCGAGUCUGCCCCUGAGGAGCGGCUCCAACGAGCUGUGGAGGCAGCCUGCGAGCCGAGGUUUGCAAGCGUGGUGGCAGGCGUGAACGUGCACUCUGCACGCUGUGAGGCCUUCACGGACAACCUUUCGCGCCGGCUGCAGAGUGCGAACGAGGGCAUGUGGGCGAAGCGCGACGACGAGAUCACGUUCUCAGACGAGGAGGACUGAGUGGCUGAUCGGCGUUGCGCGCUACGAGCGGCGCGCGAGCUCUUCCCCUCCCAGCGCCUCCGUGGCAGCGCAGGGUAGUCGGCGGACCUGUUUUGGACUCUUUGUUGUCUCUCUGUUUUGUCAACUGCCUCCCUAGACAGGCCCCCGCUCUUGCAGGGCACGGGCUAGGCUUUAGGGCGCGCGGCGUGGGCUGCACAUCAUUUGCUGGAGCUUCCCCGCGCGACGGCGGUCGAGGGAUCG